Lynx canadensis (Canada lynx) is the source of this 1051-nucleotide messenger RNA. RefSeq names its product distal-less homeobox 6 (gene DLX6). The transcript is spliced from 3 exons. The record is from RefSeq and is a predicted model, not a curated record. Bases 1 to 873 code for a protein of 290 amino acids. Gene Ontology annotation, molecular function: RNA polymerase II cis-regulatory region sequence-specific DNA binding; DNA-binding transcription factor activity, RNA polymerase II-specific. Gene Ontology annotation, biological process: regulation of transcription by RNA polymerase II; embryo development; cell differentiation. NCBI's taxonomy places the organism in Eukaryota, Metazoa, Chordata, Mammalia, Carnivora, Felidae.
AUGAUGACCAUGACUACGAUGGCUGACGGCUUGGAAGGCCAGGACUCGUCCAAAUCCGCCUUCAUGGAGUUCGGGCAACAACAGCAGCAGCAACAGCAGCAGCAGCAGCAGCAGCAGCAGCAACAGCAGCCGCCGCCGCCGCCGCCGCCACAGCCGCACUCGCAGCAGAGCUCCCCGGCCAUGGCAGGCGCGCACUACCCUCUGCACUGCCUGCACUCGGCGGCGGCGGCGGCGGCGGCGGCCGGCUCGCACCACCACCACCACCAGCACCACCACCACGGCUCGCCCUACGCGUCGGGCGGCGGCAACUCCUACAACCACCGCUCGCUCGCCGCCUACCCCUACAUGAGCCACUCGCAGCACAGCCCUUACCUCCAGUCCUACCACAACAGCAGCGCGGCCGCCCAGACGCGAGGGGACGACACAGAUCAACAAAAAACCACAGUGAUUGAAAACGGGGAAAUCAGGUUCAAUGGAAAAGGGAAAAAGAUUCGGAAGCCUCGGACCAUUUAUUCCAGCCUGCAGCUCCAGGCUUUAAACCACCGCUUUCAGCAAACUCAGUACCUGGCCCUUCCCGAGAGAGCUGAACUGGCAGCUUCCUUAGGACUGACACAAACACAGGUGAAGAUAUGGUUUCAGAACAAACGCUCUAAGUUUAAGAAAUUGCUGAAGCAGGGCAGUAACCCGCACGAGAGCGACCCCCUCCCGGGCUCAGCGGCCCUGUCACCGCGCUCGCCGGCGCUGCCUCCAGUGUGGGACGUUUCUGCCUCAGCCAAGGGCGUCAGUAUGCCCCCCAACAGCUACAUGCCCGGCUAUUCGCAUUGGUACUCCUCUCCACACCAGGACACGAUGCAGAGACCACAGAUGAUGUGAGUUGUCUGAGGGAAAUUGAUACCCUAGGGAAACGUCUGAACAAGGCAAGGAGGAUCCAGGACCUGCUUGCAUCUGCCAAACCCAGCCGAAGGAGGAGGCUCGGAGAACUCUUCUGUGUGGCAAGACAGUCUGGGCGCUUGCUCGCCCUCUCGCUCUCUCUCCCCCUCUCUCCUCCUUC